ACGGGUAGAACAUUUUCUACCCACGUUCGAAAUCUUAUUAUAGGGCAGUGUUUUCCCCUGCCAUAUGGCGCAGUGAAAAUCGACCAAACCAGCCGUGUAGCAGUGGAUCAUUAGUGGUGAGUGGGUACAGCAUUAAACUCGACGAGGAAGUCAGGCUUGCGUGGUUCAUCAUUCAGCAUACAUCCCGCAUGUAAUAACAAGAAGACAUAAUAUUUUCAUUGUAACAUUGUCUGCUGAUAGCAAUCGCCAUCAACUGAGUCGCCUCAUCCUCACACAGCACAUCACUAAAGCAGCCCCAUUAACGGAGCGUGAGGCACUUCAGUAAGAACCAGUCACUGCACUAUGCGCCUUCCCAUUUGGACACAACGACUGUUGGCUGUAGUGUUUAUUGGGUUGGCUGCGAUAUGUGGAAUCAUAGAGGCAACACACUGGCAGUACAAGGAAACAGGAAACAGUAAAGAUAUGCAUGGCGGUGUUCCCAUGGGCAUACUAAAUGACAACUGCGAUAAUGGCAAGGACAGACUGUGGGUUGAUUACGACGGCGCGAAGGAAGACUACCUGUGUCCGGGGUUGCAUUGGGUCAGCAAUACGAACAUUAACGCCCGAAACGAAGCGCCAUUUUCCUCCUGUCAAACAACCGAUCUGGAUCCACCAUUACAUGUAUGCAUGUAUCAAGUCAUUGAGUACCGUGAUCCUAUCCCGACUAACGGAGCACAUCGCCCUCUAUGGGCCAAGUAUGGAGAGUACCAAUACCUACCCAAACAGCGAUGGUUACAUAAUCUAGAGCAUGGUGCCGCAGUCUUUUUAUAUCAUCCCUGUGCUGACCCAACCGAGGUGGAAGAACUGAAAAGGAUAGCUAGAUCGUGCUUGUGGAAACAUAUUAUAACACCAUUCAGAGAAUUGUCCAGAGAAACGCCCUUCGCCGUUCUCGCAUACGGCUGCAAGCUCAUUCUUCCCCGUGUCGAUGAAGCGCUUACCGAAGAGUUUCUGCAAGACCACGCCUUGAACGCUCCCGAGAGUAGUAAUGAUGAAGACGGGCAGUUUGAUGAAGGCCUUUUCGUUCCAGCAAGGCAUCUUCUGCAUUAUGAGGACAGAAGUACCAUUUGUCAUAGUGAUACAUGGUAGGCACUUUCUUCAAAAUGUGACCACAAACUUUUAUAUCUGUCAAUUUCAAUUGAAUCAAACAAAUGAAGUCAUCACAAUUAUUCGGAUAACAACCAGGGCUCAGUUUCAUAAAGCCUGUAAGCACAAAAACCUGCUAACCACAGAUACAUCUGGCUCACCAGAAACAAGUUACCGGCCAACAUUCCACAUGGUAUGUCCACAUAAAAUAAAGCACUAAAGUCAACUUCAACUGAGUAAAAGAAAAGUUAAAAUCUUUGUAAAUUGUCACUUGUUUCUUUUCCUUUCUAUAGAACUGGCAACAUCUGGAGUGUGGCUCACAGAACUCAUGCACUAGACUGUAUUAGUUAUUAAGUGACCUUGUUUCAGCCAACCAGAAUACUAGCUUAGAGGCGUGUGAUAAUCCCAGAUAUGAUUCAAAUCUAAUUUGCAAAUGUCUGAUUUGGAAACCACGUUUGAUCUGUCUUAUUAAAGACCCUGGAUACUAUUGCCAAAUGUCAAAGACCAGUCUUCUCACUCGGUGUAUCUCAACAUAUGCAUGAAAUAACAAACCUUUGAAAAUUUGAGU
Molecule: messenger RNA, 1690 nt
Organism: Asterias rubens (European starfish)
Lineage: Eukaryota; Metazoa; Echinodermata; Asteroidea; Forcipulatida; Asteriidae
Exons: 6
Coding region: 343-1125 (260 amino acids)
Cellular component (GO): cytoplasm
Source: RefSeq, a predicted model, not a curated record